AUGUCUGAUUUUGUAAAUUCUUGGGGAAGGAACCAUUCUCCUCGCGGCAGAAGAACUUUCCACAGAGAUGUUGAACAAGAAGAAUUCCAGUAUGCAAGCAGCCAUUGUCUCUCAUCUUACUACAGUGUGUUUGUAGUUCGCCUUGCCAUCAUGGUGAUGCUGGCAAUUUUGAUUGGAAUGCUAACCUUGUUGACGAUACAUUUUACGAGGGCAUACACAACAAAAUCACUGGAAAAUUUAGCAUAUGUCCUUCGUUAUGAACUUCUACAGCGUCCCAUAUUACGAAUGUGGAACCUCUUGAAUUCCACUGUUGAAAUAACAACAACACAAGUUAAAUUGUCAGAGUAUGUGAUCAAACGGUACAGCAAAGCAGUUAAUCAAGCCCAACAAGUGGAGCUAUAUGAAGUAAUGAAGGAUGUAACCUGGGCACUUUUUGCAAGCCGUACAGCUCUUAACGCCAUAACCAUAAAUUACAGAAAUGGUUUUGUCCAGGCUUUCCACAGAGAUCACAGGAAUAACAAUACAUUCUACAUAUACUCUGACCUUCUGAACUAUUCAAUCAACAGUUAUCAUGACAUCAACACAGUUUCAUCUCAUCAAGGGUGGAGUGAUCAAGCCGUACACAGUAACAUUUCGGCUGUUUGGUACAAAGAGCCACUUGAUCCUAUCACUGGUCAAAAGAUCGGGAAACCAACACCUAUCCGUCCAGAUGAUCUAAUCAACGUUCCAGGCCUUUCAGAGGUUAGAGAUGGUGUAGCUUCUUGGAAUGUAGCGGUGAGCAAAUAUACAGAUUCACCACUUCUCUCAGCAGCAUUGCCAGUUUGGGAUGCUUACAAUGAAAAUAUUGUGGCUGUUGUGGGAGUUAAAACUGCACUUUAUAGUGUUGGUCGUCUGAUGAAAGAGCUUGUUGAAUUCCAUAGUGGACAUAUUUAUUUGACCUCUCAAGAAGGGUGGCUGCUUGCCACUUCCUCUAAUACUCCACUUUUGAUGAAUUCAACAACUGGGCCAAAGCUUAUGAUGGCUAUUGAUUCUGAGGACCGUGUAAUACGAUUGGGAGCUGAAUGGCUAAAAAGAACCUAUGAAGAUAAGUUUCCUCCAAGUCAUGAGGUGGGUGUCACCAUAAUCCCAAGGAAAUACAUAAUGGGGAAGGUGGAUGAGAGAGCCCUAAAGACACUAAUUAUAUUGAUAUCUAUGUCACUAAGUAUCCUAGUCGUUGGUUGUGUUUGCAUUUUCAUCUUGACAAGCGGUGUGUCCAAGGAGAUGAAGCUAAGAGCAGAGUUAAUAAGCCAUUUAGAUGCCAGGAGAAGGGCAGAGGCAUCUAGCAACUACAAAAGCCAGUUUUUAGCAAAUAUGAGGUUCCGUUAUUCUUUUCAUACAUUGUCUCUAUUGACUAAUUCUCAUGAUAGUCAUGAAUUGCGGACACCUAUGGCGGCAGUUAUUGGACUACUGGACAUCCUCAUGUGUGAUGAUUGUCUCACCAAUGAGCUGUAUGCAACAAUUACGCAAAUUCGUAAAUGUUCAACCGCAUUACUCCAGCUUCUAAACAACAUUUUGGAUCUUAGUAAGGUUGAAUCUGGAAAAUUGGUGCUGGAAGAGACUGAGUUUGACUUGGGUCGAGAACUUGAAGGGCUUGUUGAUAUGUUCUCUGUGCAGCGGAUUAAUCACAAUGUGGAGACUGUUCUAGAUCUCUCUGAUGACAUGCCAAGAUUAGUUCAAGGAGACUCGGCGAGAAUUGUUCAGAUAUUUGCAAACCUAAUUAGCAAUUCUAUCAAGUUUACAACCUCUGGCUACAUUGUUCUGCGUGGAUGGUGUGAGACUCCAUAUGCUUCUGGUAACACAAGGAAAUCUUCCUCCAAUCCAAUUGAUUCAUGGUGUACACACAAAACAAAUAUGAAGCAACACAUAAAUCAGGCUAAAAGAUCCUUAAAGAAAGAGAACAAAAUGAUUCUUUGGUUUGAAGUUGACGACACUGGCUGUGGAAUUGAUCCGAGCAAAUGGGAGUCUGUUUUUGAGAGCUUUGAGCAAGCUGAUGCUUCAACCACUCGCACGCAUGGUGGCACUGGUCUUGGCCUGUCCAUUGUUCGAACAUUGGUUAACAAGAUGGGUGGAGAAAUCAAAGUUGUAAAGAAGGAUGGCCCAGGGACACUAAUGCAAUUGUUCUUGCUUCUCAGUACUCCAUCACAUGCCACAGGACAACAUUGUGAACUGAAGUUAACUGAGCAUGGUUUGAUGGUCUUACUCGCACUAAGUGGCAGAAUGAGUAGAUUGACCAUGUCCCAUUGGUUGCAGAAAAAUGGAGUUUUGACUUUGGGAGCUUCUGAUUGGAAUGAAUUGACACAAAAUCUUCACAAUCUCUUUCAAUCUAAAUGUUCAAAACAUGAAGCAUUAAGCACACAAAAAGUUGAUGAUUCAGUUUUCAUUAUUGUGGUCGACAUUGGCAUGCUAGACCAUGGCACAAACAGAUGGAGAGAACAGUUAAAUUUCCUUGACAAGUAUUAUGGGAGAGCAAAGUUUGCUUGGAUACUAAACCAUGAUACCUCCAAUGCUAUUAAGAUGGUCCUUCGCAACAAAGGGCAUGUUUUGAUGGUUAAUAGACCACUGUACAAGGCAAAAAUGAUUCAGAUUUUGGACGCAACAAUUAAGGAGAAAAAACUCGAGAAGCACAAGAUAACUAACACUGAGAAAGCUGUGAUAAAUGAAACAGAUUGUCAGUAUGAGGUACCCAGUUCUGAUAAUUCUGAUAGGUCAGAAGUGGAUACUAUCUACCCAAGUGAAUCCCACAGUAGAGACAACCUAUGUUCUGUUAAGGUCCUUAAUGAACAGAAAUCUCUUAAAGGCAUACGUAUACUACUAGCAGAAGAUACAUCAGUUCUCCAGAGAGUUGCUACGAUAAUGUUGGAAAAGUUAGGGGCUAGUGUGGUGGCUGUGGGAGAUGGAAUUCAAGCCUUGGAUGCUCUAAAUAUUACACCAAAUACAAAUGGGUAUAAGAGAAGAUCUUCCUUGGAAGAUGGCAAGACAGGAACUCAAACUCAAAGAGGGGAUUGCCUCCCGUUUGACCUGAUUCUAAUGGAUUGUCAGGUAAGAUAUUAA
Molecule: messenger RNA, 3090 nt
Organism: Thlaspi arvense
Lineage: Eukaryota; Viridiplantae; Streptophyta; Magnoliopsida; Brassicales; Brassicaceae
Source: the annotation of a GenBank genome assembly